This is a messenger RNA of Lepisosteus oculatus (spotted gar), 1598 nucleotides long. NCBI's taxonomy places the organism in Eukaryota, Metazoa, Chordata, Actinopteri, Semionotiformes, Lepisosteidae. The record is from RefSeq and is a predicted model, not a curated record.
UUCGCUUCGGCUGCCCAAAAGAGCGAACUGCGCCGCUAUCGGGAAAACUGUCUGGUCACCUGAGAUGUACAUGGAUGACUGGUCAAAACCCAGGGUUGUAUGUCAAGGGGGCGUCCCACCUCAUGUGGCAGCACAGAGCCAGGCUGUGGGUUACCUGGGGCAGAAUGUCACCCUCAGCUGCUCGCUGCGGGCGGCCGAGCAGCCCAUGACCGUGGUCCAGCUAUCCUGGGAGCGAGGGGGAAGAGCCGUGGCUGUUUUUAACCCCAUUUUUGGCACCAGCUAUCCCACCGGCGACUGGGGCGGGAGACUGUUGCUGUGGAACAGGUCCGGCGGGCUGUGGGAGACCUCGCUAUCCAUCGCCAGGAGCCGACUCGGGGACAGCGGCAACUACAGCUGCAUCUUCACCAUCUUCCCUGACGGGACACUUCAGGAGCAGGUGUCCCUGACCAUUGAAGAGCUGGUGGAGAUCCCUGUAACACGGCCCUUAUCACUGGACUGCCUGGAUCCUGACUGGAGCACUACCAGAACCUGGGCCUGGAACACUAGCUCCCAUAGAACUGUGCUCUGGUACAGGCUGGGUCCUGCAGGGUCUGACAGGGAACUGGUUCUGGAGGUCCAGUUUGAGGGCAGUUCGACUUGGUGCAGAGGAGAUCUGCUAGCACACAUAACAGGCUGCACUAUGGAACUGGUCCCCAAUGGGACCAGAGGGUCGAGGAGAUAUGAGCACCCGAUGUGGACUCCUUCUCCAGCUCAGGCAGGCCGGUACCGUUGCGAGUGGACUAACGGAACUUACCUCUUCCACAGGACUUUUCAUCUCAAGGUCAAAGAAUCUGCCCAGAGGCAUCACCGCAGCCAUGCCACCACAGCCCUGGUCCUGGCUGUGCUGGGCAUCACCAUAGCGCUGGCUGUGCUGGGACUGGUGAUUCGCAGCAGGAGAGGUCAUUGGCAUUCUGGUCAGCAGCCCAUAAGGUACCGAAUUGAUGUCACUCAGUUCCGGAUUCUUUGUGCUUGGUGUCCUCAGACUCGGCAGAUUGUGUACUCCACGAUCUGGGUGUCCCCGCCACUUGUCCCUGAGGCGACGGAGGCCGACAGGAGAGAAGAAGACCCUGUGUAUGUGAACCUGGUGCAUCGGAAUGCGGAGCAAGCUGUGUACAGUGAGGUCCGGACAGGAGCACAGAGGGAAGGAGAUCAGUGAUGACCCUCCACCUAGGAGCCAUGCUCAGCAAAGCCCUGGUGCUUACUGGCUGUACCACCGCUGUGGUGGGGGGGCUGGAAACGUUAAAUGUCGAGCAGGAUUUCUAAAUCCUCCCACAUUGACGCCCCUAACCCCACCAGAAUUACUAUACUGUGUCAUUAAAGUACACUCACACGACACAGUCUAGGGAAUGGCUGGGAUCAUGGCCAAGAUGGACACCUGUGCAGUCUCGCAGUCAGAAUGUUUUGGGGAGCAUACACUGUGUUUAUUUACAGACGAGCUCUUGCUUGUAUACAAACUUCAAGAAAGGCAAUGAUUUGAUGAUGGUCCCUUAGCAGCAAGAAGUUAAGAGCUGGUGCUCCAUGUCCAAAUCUGUGCAAACUCCAAUAAAGGAUCUACACAA